Molecule: messenger RNA, 1185 nt
Organism: Caenorhabditis remanei
Lineage: Eukaryota; Metazoa; Nematoda; Chromadorea; Rhabditida; Rhabditidae
Exons: 10
Coding region: 1-1185 (394 amino acids)
Biological process (GO): G protein-coupled receptor signaling pathway
Cellular component (GO): membrane
Molecular function (GO): G protein-coupled receptor activity
Source: RefSeq, a predicted model, not a curated record
AUGGAACACGACGAGAUGUCUUUUGACACUAAUUCAACCACAAUGUUAGAUCAGUUGGACGAGGAGACACCAAUGAAAAGUAAAAAGAUUAUCAAGUUUUGGAUGAUUCUAGCAGCUAUUUGCGUAAUAGGAAUUAUAUUCAAUUUGGGUCUUUUGUUGAGGAGAAAAUUUACUUCAACCCGCACAUCAUCCACUACGAGAUCUUCUCUUUUCUUAUUGGGAACAAUGGCUGCAGCUGACACUUUAUGCCUCUUCUCAUUGCUCUUUCUCCUAUGUCUUCGAUUCUUCGGACUCGAAAACCAUCCAUACGUUCUGACAUUUGUUUGCAAGCUGAGUGUGUUCGUCAUGCACACAACUUCAUCCUUCUCCAUCUGGUGUUGGUUAGUGCUCUCUGCAGUCCGCUACGUGGCAGUUUACCGCCCGUACACACAUCUCAAACUCAAUAAGGAGCCGCGUCUCGCCGUGCUAACCGUCGCCAUCUUCUGUUGUGUGUCGGAAGUGUGGGUGCUUUGGGACAUUGAAUACGACGAGACAUUCAAAGCAUGCGGCGGAACUGAAACCGAGAUCAGCAGACAUCUGCAGAUUUUUGAGAUCUUCAGCUCGUACUUUCUUCCGGUUAUUAUUAUUACUGUCCUGGAUUUGAAGGUCAUCUUGUGCCGAACAUGGAGAUUUUCCAGUGGCCCGAAACGUAGCGUCAAAGCUGUCAAACAAAAAAUGAGUAUCUAUUCAGAAGGGUGUCCAUCCCCCGAAUCAAGUGUCAAAAAGUAUUCAACCGCAAACGUGACAAUUCAUAAGUCUAAAUCAAACGGAGAGUUGACGACAUCCAGCUCUUCUAGAUCGAAACGUCGCCAACAUUUACGAGUUUUACGUCGAUGUCUCUGUAUUACAAUCUGUGAUCUUUCCAUGAAUCUACCAUCUUAUUUGCUGAGACUCUAUGUCUCUUUAGUUGAUGAUACUGCACCAAUGUCAGAUGAAUACAUCUCAACGAUUGCUUUGAUUGAAGAAAUCUCACAAGUCAUGUAUUUCGCCCAGUUUGCUCUCAACGCUUUGUAUCUCAUAUGCAUUAUUUAUGACGCCCCGAAGAGAAAGUUUACGCUCCCGAGUACCCAACUGAGCGCCGUCGGACUCACUCCCCGAGCCAGCCGAAAAUCAGCUCGAAGUACAUUCGAAACUCGUCUUGUUUAA